GGUCGCCCCCGCGCAGCUCCGGGCUCCCGCUCCGUUUAACGGCUUUGAUGGACCCAAACCCUCCGCUGACUGCUCCUCUUUAACGGGCAGCAGAGACUGAAUCACCGCUGGAACUUUUCUCUCCUUCUCUCCUCUCCCCCCGCGCGCAUCAUGUCGACAAAAACGGGCUUCUCCGUGCGCGACAUCCUGGAUCUCCCGGACCCGAACGGAAGGUGCGGCUCCGGGACCGAGGAGGACGAGGAGGCCUCCGCGGAGGCGUCAUCUGGGGCGGGAAACGCGCAGAAGUUGGGAUUUAGCGGCCGGAGUUUGUGCGGCAGAGGCGGAGGAAGCUACGGCCGGUGGAGCCGCGGAUCCGGUAACCUGCACUUCUCAUUACACGGUAUUUCCCUAGAGUCCCGUACCGGGACCAAAUCCCCGGAGCUCUCCACGGACGAGUCCCCGGACGCGGAGCGGGUUGCGGCGGGCGGCGCGGCGCAGAAGAGCCGUGGCAGGAAGCGGCGCGUGCUCUUCUCCAAGGCGCAGACCUUCGAGCUGGAGCGCCGCUUCCGGCAGCAGCGCUACCUGUCCGCCCCGGAGCGGGAGCACCUGGCCGGGCUGAUCCGCCUCACUCCGAACCAGGUGAAGAUCUGGUUCCAGAACCACCGCUACAAGAUGAAGCGGGCCGAGCACAGCAGCUUCGAGACGCUGCAGCUGCUGCCGGCGGCGCGUCGGGUCGCCAUCCCGCUCCUGGUGCGGGACGGGAAGCCCUGCGACCGGAUCACAGCGCAGGACCUGGAGGUGACGCUCAGGUCCGGCCUGAGCCUGCCUCUGUGCGCCUACUCCCCGCUGCUGCACCCCGCAUACGGCGCGGAGUACCCCGGGCUACCGCAGCAGCAUCCAGGGGUGCGGCAGCUGGCGCACAUGUACCACUGGAGCUGGUGAAGCAAACACUUUGACUGAGGGACACAAUGCGUAAAAGCCUGAAGAAGUUCCACUUCAUAAGCUCGUCUUCGGCUUAAAAAUGAAUAUUUAAAAUUUAAAACAGCCCCUUAAACGAUAAGUGCCACUUUUAGAAGAGUAAGAACAUGACGUCUUUCUUUAAUGGAGUUUGGUUUAUGCCAGAAAAAAAUAGUAUUUUCCAGAAAAGAUGUCAGUUUUCAAACAUUACAGAAUAAAACGUGAGAAUAAUUGAAUUUUAAAGUGAAGAAACAUUUUUUUAACUUAAGAGUCACUUUUUAAUUUAGUUUUCAGUCUUUUCUUAAAUUAAAAUAAUCAGUUUUUAUGGUAUAUGUACUCGUGUCACAGCGAGUUCCCCUUUUUGUUGCAUAUAUAUUGGAACUGAUUUAUUGAUUUCCAUUCUUAUCCUCAUCAGAUAACGAACUAAUACUUCACUCAUUGUUAAUCUAUGGAUGAAAAAGUCCACCGGAUCAUAAACCAAACGUGGUCGUGUUUAUUUGGGACUUUGUGAGUUCUGUUUUUGUUGUGUGGUGUUUUUUUCUGCAAACGUGUCACUUUUAUCGCGAGAAAAUGUUUCCGUGUGUUUUAUAAAUCUAUUUAUAAUGUGUUGUUUUGUA
Messenger RNA from Anarrhichthys ocellatus (wolf-eel), 1553 nucleotides. Its product is annotated as homeobox protein Nkx-2.2a-like. Bases 151 to 921 code for a protein of 256 amino acids. Gene Ontology annotation, biological process: cell differentiation; regulation of transcription by RNA polymerase II. Lineage: Eukaryota; Metazoa; Chordata; Actinopteri; Perciformes; Anarhichadidae. Gene Ontology annotation, molecular function: RNA polymerase II cis-regulatory region sequence-specific DNA binding; DNA-binding transcription factor activity, RNA polymerase II-specific. Gene Ontology annotation, cellular component: nucleus. The transcript has 2 exons. The record is from RefSeq and is a predicted model, not a curated record.